Oppia nitens is the source of this 1133-nucleotide messenger RNA. RefSeq names its product protein Wnt-4-like. Bases 41 to 1081 code for a protein of 346 amino acids. The transcript is spliced from 7 exons. Gene Ontology annotation, biological process: neuron differentiation; cell fate commitment; canonical Wnt signaling pathway. Gene Ontology annotation, cellular component: extracellular region. Gene Ontology annotation, molecular function: frizzled binding; cytokine activity. NCBI's taxonomy places the organism in Eukaryota, Metazoa, Arthropoda, Arachnida, Sarcoptiformes, Oppiidae. The record is from RefSeq and is a predicted model, not a curated record.
ACUUGAGAGCACACCACCAAUAAAUAUCAAUACAAUAGGAAUGUGUGAUACGAUUUUUGGGUUAACACGAAAACAAAGACAUAUUUGUCGUAAAAAUAUUGAAGUCAUGGACAGCGUGAAGAUCGGAGCCUUAAGAGCCGUCACUGAAUGUCAGCACCAGUUUCGGGAAAGGCGUUGGAACUGUAGUUCAUUAGAAACUAACAGAUUGUUUACCAAAAUACCUAAAGAAGUGGUUGGUACCCGUGAGGCCGCAUUUGUAUAUGCCAUACAGAGUGCUGGUAUUGCACACGCCGUCACCAAAUAUUGCUCUAACGGACAACUGACCAAAUGUGGCUGCGAUCGUACCAUUGCUAUGAGUCCGGCACAUGGAUUUCAAUGGGCUGGAUGUAGUGAUAACAUAGCUUUUGGUAUUGCUUUUGCCAAAACGUUUGUGGACUCCCGUGACCUAAGAGCUGCCCGAAGUAAUAAGCCUAACAGUGUUCAGGCUUUCGUGAAUCUGCAUAAUACUGAAGCUGGACGUAAGGUGAUCCAUAAUCACAUGAAAAUUGAAUGCAAAUGUCAUGGAGUGAGUGGCUCUUGUGAACUGAAGACUUGUUGGAGAUCUAUGCCAUCAUUUCGACAAAUUGGAGAUCUGCUUAAAGAUAAAUUUGAAUCAGCAGCUGAAGUGCGACUAAAAAUACCUAAUACUAGUCCAUCGGUUACAACUAAACGAGAGUCUACUAAAUUAGAGACGGCAUCCAUGACUUAUGGAUCAUUUGCCUCAAUAAAUUCAAGAGGUAGUCCAGGUUUGGUACCGAUAAACCUGUCCUUUAAGCCGCCGACUGACGUCGACUUAGUUUAUUUGAAUUCAUCUCCAGAUUUUUGUGAACCAAACAAUAAAACUGGUUCUCUGGGAACUUAUGGUCGACAAUGCAAUCGCGCAUCAAAAGGCACCGACGGCUGUGAUCUCAUGUGUUGUGGUCGAGGCUAUCAUUCACAGAAGGAAAGGAUCAAAGAGAGAUGUAAUUGUAAGUUUCAUUGGUGUUGUUAUGUUGAAUGCGAUCAGUGUAUUAGGGAAGUACUGGUCCACACUUGUAAAUAAUAUGACAUUUAAAUUUAUGUCAUAUAUGUCAUCAGCUCUCGACAGUCAUAAU